AUGGAGAUAAAGAAACCUACAAUUCUUAUUUCCUAUGAAGAUAACGAUCAAUAUACCUCUGUGGAUUGCCUACAUAAAUAUUUUGAAUACUUAGAUAAAUUUGAAAAAAAAUGUAGUAGUUUUAAUGAAAAUAAUUGUGCACAUAUAUGCAAUGAAUGUAAUGAAUUAAAUAAAAAUAUAUACAAUCUAAAAAGAGAGUGCCAUAAUCAAAUUUCUCCCUUUGCGCAUUUGCAUAAAGAAAAUGAGGAAAUAAACUUCUGUGAAAAAUGUACUAGUGAAUGCAAAUACAGUAAGAAAACCCGAUGUUGUAAUGAAGGAAAUAUUGCAUUAAAAUCAGAUGCAGAUCAAUUAUGUGAAGGAAAUAAUGUUAGUAAGGACGAAACAGUAACAAUUGAUGAAGGGUCUAUGUUACAAACAAUAUUGGAUUCACAGGUUUCGGAUCCCCGAAGUUCAGAAAGUGAUAAUCACGGAAAACAAGGUGAAAAGCAUAAUGCUGAGAGUGAAUUCAAAUCAGAAAAAGAAAAUCCAGAAAAACAACAAGAAACGGGUACAGAUAAUUUUGAAAAGAAUCAAGAAGAAGUAUCUUCACCAAUGGAUGAUAAUCGUACUACUACACCCGUAAAAUUGCAAACUACCCCAGAAUGUUUGUCCGCCUUAAGUAAUUCAUUAAAUAAUACAUUAACUACCAAUGAAAAUAAUGAAUCUUCUGAAAAAAACCUUGCGCAGUUAUCGAAUUCAGGUAUUACACAUCAAGGGAAUGAUUCGAAUAAAGAUAUCACCCAAAGUAUAAUACAAGUUCCUCAAAGUAAUGCUCAGCAUAUCAGUCUGAAAAAAAAUCAUAAUGCUGUUAAAGAAAUCUCUUAUAUAAUAACGUUUGUUUACAAAACAUUUUUUUCUAUAGUGCUCAGUAAUAUACCCUUUAUUAAAUAUGUUUCUCACCAUGUAGGUGCUAAUACUUCACAAGGAACCCCUGAAUCUAGUAGUAGCAUGUGUGAUGGAUCUCAAGAUACGGAUAACCCAUCUCCUGAUAAAGAAGUUCCCAAAGGUAAAAGUUCUAGUCAUUUUCAUACAAGUCAUGGAAAUAGCGGUGUUGAACAUGCUAUUACAGAUAUCAAUAUUCAUAUAAGUAAUACUGAAGAAGGUACUCCAGAUCAACGUACCCAUGAUAAUGGUACUAAUGAGGGAGUUAUCCCUAUUAGCGCACUUUUUGAUGAAAUGUGUGAUUUUGCAUAUUUCAAUAUGAAAUUUCACUUACAUUGCUACAUCUUAUAA
Plasmodium gonderi is the source of this 1272-nucleotide messenger RNA. RefSeq lists its product as hypothetical. Bases 1 to 1272 code for a protein of 423 amino acids. NCBI's taxonomy places the organism in Eukaryota, Apicomplexa, Aconoidasida, Haemosporida, Plasmodiidae. The transcript has a single exon. The record is from RefSeq and is a predicted model, not a curated record.